Messenger RNA from Caenorhabditis elegans, 1111 nucleotides. RefSeq names its product Serpentine Receptor, class Z (gene ZC132.9). The transcript is spliced from 5 exons. The coding region runs from base 132 to 1067 and encodes 311 amino acids. NCBI's taxonomy places the organism in Eukaryota, Metazoa, Nematoda, Chromadorea, Rhabditida, Rhabditidae. The record is from RefSeq and is marked reviewed.
CGCAUUUGUCAAACUGCAAUUGCGCACACAAAAGUGGCUUAGUGAUCAAACAGCUGAAAAUUGUGUGCUUAAAAAGAGCCAGCUUCACGGAAACAUAUUCAUUUUAUUUCUCUUUUUGAGAAAAUCCGUGAAUGUCAGCACGACAAUCGGAGAUGGUCCGUACGACGACGGAGCAUUUUCCAUUCAAAGUGCGGCUCCCAAUUUCCUACACAGAUUAUGCAAUGGAACAGUUGACAGAUCCUAGUCUUCUGAUUUCCUAUGCGGUGAUUUUUAUCCCAUUGAUACUGGGCAUGAUUGUCUCAUGGCCGAUUUAUCUGCGGAAAUUCCACAAGAACCUGGUGCAUUAUGGGACAAGUCCAUUCCUUCCGAUGAUCACCUAUGCAUACAGAAGCAUCAAAUACAACUACCCAUUUAUGUUGAUUUUUAGCGUGCUUGCCUAUUCCACGAGAAGUAAUCCAAUAAUUGCACCAACAACUACGAAUAUGGCACUAGCUUUCGCAUUUGCAAAUCAAUGGUUUUCGUCAACCUAUGAGACUCUGAUUGGCUUGUUUUCGAUCUACAAAUUCAUGAACUCCCGCCAGCCAGCAGAACUCCGUGGAUACUUCACUCGGAGAAGCGUUGCAGUUCUACUGUAUGUGAUUCUUCUGUCUGUCAUCGCCAAGGAUUUUGGGUUCAUCAUGUGGGCUGUUAUACUUUUUAUUUCCGAGCCAUUUCCGCUUGAAAUCCUAGGACAAUUAAAUUUCUAUUACUACAUUAGCUACAUCUCAUUUCAAAUGCUUCUUUUCAUUGGAAUGAUGUCUCAAUUUUCAAUGAAAACAGACGCCGGAAAUAGUCAUUCGGAUAAUCAAAUCGCUCGUCAAACGAAAAUCAUCGGAACAAUCAAGAUUAUCCUAUUUGCUUUAUUCCUCUUGGGUACGGUUACAGGAUUCAUGCCAGUAAUUGUUGGAACAAUCUUCGUGAGCAUCGAUUGUUUUUUGGUGCCGAUUGUCAUAAUGCUAACGGAGAUUAUGUACAGCCCAAACCCGAUUCCAGUUGAUGAAGUCAAAAAAGAACCACUGAAAGUAUGAAGAAUUGUGUUUUGAUUUUAAAAUAAACCACUCAUGUUAUUCAA